GGCGAUCAGUUGCUUCGCCGGAGAAUUUCACCAAAUCGACCAAAGUUCCGUGGCUUUUGCUUGAUCAAGAAUAUGAUGAUCAUGGCCCGCACUUUAGCUUUACUUGCGAAAUUAUGGAGUUUCGCAACUAAAGUGAAACUAGUUUGUCUACAUGUACAAAGGCAAAGCCCUCAAGUUAUUAGUAUCUGCGGCAACUCAUUAAAAGAAGGCCAUGAAGAAGCUCCUCAGCGCAGCUGCCGAUGCCGGAGACGUACCGAUAGACGUGAUUUGUAGCAUACUAUCGUAUCUCCCCGUCAAGUCGGUACUACGUUUCAGAUGCGUAUCAAAAUCAUGGUACUCUCUAAUCAAUGAUUCUCACUUUAAAAAAUCACAUCUCCUUCAUUCACAUGAUCAGGUUUUUGUUCUCCGAAGUCCGGACAAGUAUUAUAGUUUCUAUGAUGGAACCUUUUUUGAUGAUAUAGUUUCAGGAGAAUCUACAAUGGGAUCACUCUUCACCCCUAUUCCUGCUCCACCUAUAUGCAAUGGCACGAAAUUACUGGCGACUUGUGAUGGCUUGUUACUCGUGAGAAACCGUGAUGAUGACCAGUUAACUUUAUUGAACCCUUUGACUGGACAGCGUCGUAUCUGCAGGAUGUUAAAUAUGAUUGUUUGUCGUCACCGGGCAGUUCUUAUUACGACUUGGGUUAUGAUUCGUCAGCGGAUGACUAUAAGAUUGUUGGCGGAAGGUUAAAUAUUUCAGGGUAUGUGACCCCGACAAGAAUGCCGUAAAUCUAAAUUGAUCUCUGAAUUGGGCACAGCUGCACAUUUGUUCACCAGGAGAAGAUGGGUUUUCGACAGCCAAGAUUGUUUCAUUUUCUCUAGCAAAUUAACGAGACGAUAACAGAGAUGAAACUUCCUUGUUAUUACAAUGGUUUGCUAUGGCGGAAUUUGGGUGUUUUGCAAGGAUGUCUUUGUUUAACAGUCGUCGAAAAUAUGACUCGCUCGCUCACCAUCUGGUUAAUGAAAGAAUUCGGAGCGACAAACUCGUGGACUAAGGUUAUUACCUUGCCACAAAUAGGAGUCAGUGGUUCAACUCUAUUGCCAGUUAAUCAUAUGAACAAAACAGUUAUCCUUGACAAAUGGGUUGGUGUUGACCUGUUGAUUCUGAAUGAUUUAGAGGCAGAAGACUAUAAAAUUGUUAAGAUAUCCAAUUUCCAUACGAAAAAUCAUCUAGUUACAUUUUCAAGGAGCUUAAUUUCACCAAAUUAAAUUUCCAACUUAUUAUUUGCUU
Molecule: messenger RNA, 1270 nt
Organism: Mercurialis annua (annual mercury)
Lineage: Eukaryota; Viridiplantae; Streptophyta; Magnoliopsida; Malpighiales; Euphorbiaceae
Product: putative F-box protein At3g24700
Exons: 3
Coding region: 212-730 (172 amino acids)
Molecular function (GO): protein binding
Source: RefSeq, a predicted model, not a curated record